Molecule: messenger RNA, 967 nt
Organism: Sceloporus undulatus (fence lizard)
Lineage: Eukaryota; Metazoa; Chordata; Lepidosauria; Squamata; Phrynosomatidae
Product: FERM and PDZ domain-containing protein 1-like
Exons: 2
Source: RefSeq, a predicted model, not a curated record
AUAUUUUGCUUCUCUCCUCCUGAAAAGGUGCUGACUCUGAUGUUAGAAUCCAACAGUGCCAAAGAUCUUGCUUGUCUCAUCAGUGGCUACUACAGGAUGUUUGUCAAUUCAAGCCAUUCCCUAUUUGUCUGGGGAGAGAAAAAGCCCCAAACACACCGCUUCUCAGCCGAGGAAGGAUAUGAAUCUAGAACCUGCAGUGACUCUGAAGACUCUUCGGAACCAGAUUCUUCCUUGGACCAGUUUUCAGACACUCAUUCACCCAGGCUCAGUAGUCUUAGACCCCAGCCAGAGGGAGAGCCAAAGGAGCUAGAGCAAGAAAUGACAACUCUGGGGGGCAAAGGGGUAGACUAUUGCAAUGGGUAUGACAACACAAAUGAUAGCUUGUCAGAAGCCUCUGACUCAGUCAACUCAGAGAGCCAGGGGCUUAAGACCAGCGGUUCAAGUGACUCAAUGGAUGCUCUGGAGGAGGAUGAUCUAGAAACAUGCUCAUCAAGUGGGCCAGAGUUUUUAAAUUUUUAUACCCCAACUCUUCAAGAGUUGACGGGCAAUAACAAGGCCUUACUGGGGAAAGACCCAGAAGAGGGCCACAGACUGGCACAGGAUUAUUUCUUUUCCUUUCUCCUGCCACCCAGCCUUUCCAGUCCUGUGCCUGUGCAGCCAGAGACAGAAUUCAGAAGAGAACAUGAAAUAAAUGGUUCAGCUCUGGCAUCCAAGCUAGCUGACAACAACAUCAUGGAGUAUUACAGCCUUUGUGCUAACAUCUCACCAGCCAGCAGUGGAGAGAAGAACACCCAGAGUAACAGCCCAGAGGGAAGCUCUUUAAAUGAGCCAGAGGAAGAUGAAGGAAUCCAUGAAGGUGAGACGCAGGGUUUCAUCUUGGCUCCUCCUCCUGGAUUUGGAGAUACCGGCUCAGAUGAUGAGUUUUAUGAUGCCGCAGAAAGAAUUACGCCAACAGAGAAGUUUGCAG